Doryrhamphus excisus (bluestripe pipefish) is the source of this 1223-nucleotide messenger RNA. Its product is annotated as glyceraldehyde-3-phosphate dehydrogenase-like. Lineage: Eukaryota; Metazoa; Chordata; Actinopteri; Syngnathiformes; Syngnathidae. Gene Ontology annotation, cellular component: cytosol. The record is from RefSeq and is a predicted model, not a curated record. Gene Ontology annotation, molecular function: NAD binding; glyceraldehyde-3-phosphate dehydrogenase (NAD+) (phosphorylating) activity; NADP binding. Gene Ontology annotation, biological process: glycolytic process; glucose metabolic process.
CUGCAUUGACAGCUGCCCCCCAGCGAGGACCAUCAGAGGACCAGAGCAAACGUCAUCAUGGUGAAGAUCGGCAUCAACGGAUUUGGGCGUAUCGGGCGCCUGGUGACACGGGCGGCCGCCACAGGAGGCAAAGUGGAAGUGGCAGCCAUCAACGACCCCUUCAUCGAUCUGGACUACAUGGUGUACAUGUUCAAGUACGACUCCACGCACGGCGUCUGGAAGCACGGCGAGGUGAGGGCGGAGGGCGGCAAGCUGGUCAUCGGCAGCAUGCACAUCACCGUCUUCCACGAGAGGGAUCCCACCAAUAUUAAAUGGAGCGAUGCCGGUGUGGACUACGUGGUGGAGUCCACAGGUGUCUUCACCACCAUCGAGAAGGCCUCGGCUCACCUGAAGGGCGGGGCCAAGAGGGUGGUGAUCUCCGCCCCCAGUGCUGACGCACCCAUGUUCGUCAUGGGCGUCAACCACGAGAAGUACGACAACUCCAUGCAGGUGGUCAGCAACGCUUCCUGCACCACCAACUGCCUGGCGCCGCUCGCCAAGGUCAUCAACGACAACUUCGGCAUUGUUGAGGGUCUGAUGAGCACCGUACACGCCAUCACUGCCACGCAGAAGACGGUGGAUGGUCCCUCCGGGAAGCUGUGGCGGGACGGACGCGGCGCCUCCCAGAACAUCAUCCCUGCCUCCACCGGUGCCGCCAAGGCCGUGGGCAAGGUCGUCCCCGAGCUGAACGGGAAGCUGACCGGCAUGGCCUUCCGUGUCCCUACCCCCAACGUGUCCGUCGUUGACCUGACCGUGCGCCUGGAGAAGCCCGCUAAGUAUGACGACAUCAAGAAGGUGGUCAAAGCAGCUGCAGAAGGUCCCAUGAAAGGAAUUCUGGGAUACACGGAAGACCAGGUGGUGUCCACGGACUUCAACAGCGACCCACGCUCCUCCAUCUUUGACGCCGGUGCCGGCAUCGCCCUCAACGACAACUUUGUCAAGUUGGUGUCCUGGUACGACAACGAGUUUGGCUACAGCCACCGCGUGUGCGACCUGGUCCAACACAUGUUCACCAAGGAGUGAAGACAUCAUCAUGACAUGCUAAUGAAUCGUCAUGUUUACGUCGCCGGUCACAUGAUGUCAAUAACUGGUAUCCUAGUGGCAGUUUAUCCUCCUGUGGCCACUUCAUUAGAACGCAUGUACUAGUUUUACUGACUUUCAUUUUAUUCAUAAAUAAACUGAUA